Molecule: messenger RNA, 1602 nt
Organism: Microplitis mediator
Lineage: Eukaryota; Metazoa; Arthropoda; Insecta; Hymenoptera; Braconidae
Product: odorant receptor 46a-like
Exons: 5
Coding region: 198-1337 (379 amino acids)
Biological process (GO): sensory perception of smell; detection of chemical stimulus involved in sensory perception of smell
Cellular component (GO): plasma membrane
Molecular function (GO): odorant binding; olfactory receptor activity
Source: RefSeq, a predicted model, not a curated record
GUCAGUAGAUAAUAGCGUAAUUAUUUUGAUAAACUAAAGUCAUACCAAGUAGACGGAUAGGCGACUCGGUAUUAUCAUUAUUUAUUCACCAUCUACGACAGUGGAUAAAGAGAUCCAUAGAGUCCAGUGUAAAUUCAUACCCCGCUCGGGAACUUUUAUUUCAUUGUCAUCAGAAAUAUAUAUUCUAUAAUAUCAUAAUGCUCCUGCCCUACAGCUUUGGUAUCUUACAGUGUUUAGGUUUAUGGCAGACCUCUGAAUGCAUUUCUGGAUGGAAAAUAUAUCUGUACAUUAUUCACAAAAAUUUAAUGAUCAUAUUCAUUUACUCGUGCGUAUUAUUUGAGUUAAUUGCACUCAUUGCAUCUUUCGAUGAUCUCGACGAAUUUAUAAACAAUUUAAUCGUCUUACUGACUAUGGUUGGAGUUUGUGGAAAAAUUGCCAAUGUAAUUUUAAAACGCAAAGAAAUUUUGCGACUAAUAAAUAUCCUCGAAACUUAUCCAUGUUUGUGUAAAAAUCCUGAGGAAAAAUAUAUUCAAGAUGAAUUUGAUAAAACCAUAAAAUUAAGAACGAUUGCAUAUUUUGGUUUAACAGAAUCGGCCGUGGGCAUGGUAGUCAGCGUGUCAAUACUCUGUGAUACUCCAAAUCGUUCAUUGCCAUUUAAAACAUGGCUACCAUAUGAUUCAAAGACAUUUUUUGGAUACUGGACUGCCUAUAAUCAUCAAAUUCUCGCUCAUGUUUUCGGAGCACUAGUAAAUGUCGCAUAUGAUACUCUAAUUCCAGGUUUAAUGCUUAAAAUUUGUGCUCAAUUGAGUAUUCUUGAGCACCGAUUAAAGUUAAUACCGAAAAAAAUCUAUUCAUCUGAUUUAUUUAUCGAUGUCAAGCGACGAGAAAUAAACGAAAUUUCAAAAUGCGUUAAGCAUCAUCUCAAAAUAUUUCAAUUUGCUGAAAUAACAAACAAAGUCUUCAGUUCUGUGAUUUUUUUACAAUUUUCUAUAAGCGCUAUCGUCAUAUGCGUGACAGUUUACAGAUUAUCCCAAACUGAAAUAAAUAAUCCAGAAUUCGCGCCAAUGGCAUUUUAUUUUACUUGUAUGCUUUCUCAGGUUUUUGUUAUUUGUUUCGCCAGUAGCGAAUGUAAUCUUAAGAGUUAUGACAUAGCUACGGCUGUUUAUCAGACUGAUUGGUAUGUUUUGAGUGUCAGUACCCAAAAAAGUUUAUUAUUCAUAAUGAUGCGCAGUCUUCGGCCAUUGAAAUUCACCGCUGGAUAUUUUAUUGAUGUAUCUCUUAGUUCUUACAAUCAGUUGGUGAAGCUGUCCUACUCAGCUUACAAUGUUCUACAAUGAUAUAUUUUAUUACACUCAUAUAAAUAAAAAUUAUUGAUACUUAUAAUAUCACAUGUUAUACAAAUUAUAAAAAAAGUAGUUAAUGAACGCUGCAGGCCAGCAUAAAAAUUGUUUUUAAUGGUAUUUAAUAACACGCUGACCUCUAAAGUAACUUGAAAAAUUACUGGAAGUCAAAAAAAAUAUAAUUAAGUACGUACAUUAAAUAUAUGAAAUCAAGACUUCCUGACAAAAAUAAUUUUGUAAUUAAAUUUAUAUUUAAAUCUAU